Molecule: messenger RNA, 961 nt
Organism: Botrytis deweyae
Lineage: Eukaryota; Fungi; Ascomycota; Leotiomycetes; Helotiales; Sclerotiniaceae
Exons: 2
Coding region: 1-216 (71 amino acids)
Source: RefSeq, a predicted model, not a curated record
AUGGCGCAAAGUGGUUUCAAGGCGAGGAUCAGCAACCUCGAGAUAGCUUUGCCACGAGGCUUUCUUAGGGAAGCCCGAUCGACACGAUUAUACGACAAUCUCUUGACAACAGGAAAAUGCCUCGCUGUAGGCGACCUGAGAGGCAAGAAGUAUUACAAUUCAGUGCAUCUUUUCACUCUACGAAUACACUCUAGUGAUGAUGUCAUCUUCGGAUGAUGCUUGUCUACAUCAACUUCAGCAUAAUCGCUACAAAGUCAGCUUCGCCUCCUUGCGAAAUGUCAUAUGACGUUGUUUGCUCGCCGCCAUCCUCUCCACUACUUAGCUUUCAACCAACUAAUCAACAAACCCUCAACCGCUCUUUUCCCUUAAAUGAUACAAAUUGAAAGCGCUUGACUAAGAUGUCAAGUUAGAAUCCUCCCCACAUAACUGAAAACUUACCGCAAAUCUUCACCGAAACCAUAAUUGCGAACGUGUGCCCCCAAACUACAACAGUGUAUUUAACUCCAGGUGUUGCACAUCCGAAUCUUCAACAAGAUUCAUUCUGAUUCCAGCCUCAUUCGCAUGUGCAUGCCCCUGGCCCCCAGCUCGAGCUUUCGGCGGGCCACGGAAAUGAUGUAUGAUUAUCUAUUCACAGGUCAUUUGAAUUUGAAUUUGACAAAUCGAUUGUAAAAGGUCGCGUUCUCAUUUCAGAGGUACAGUAGAUGCCCGCAUAAAGUUUGCGGGCUAUGUAUAGAAGUUUGUGUCAAGUUAAAGUUCAUACCUAGUUAACGGAACGAGUGGAUCAAUUUGGCCGGGUUCUCUAUACCUGGUUGUUUACAGAGCCCAGAAGUAAAGAUUCGUUUCAAUACCUAUCUGAGUUUCAUUACUGAACUUUAGUGUCGCCGGUUUUUUUCUUUCUUUUUUUUUCGCAUUAAAUACUCUCCAUUAUUUUCAUAACAACAAUAGAAGCACUUAAAUGGUU